Messenger RNA from Megalobrama amblycephala (Wuchang bream), 749 nucleotides. It is a transcript of the gene crygmxl2, whose product is annotated as crystallin, gamma MX, like 2. Gene Ontology annotation, biological process: visual perception; lens development in camera-type eye. NCBI's taxonomy places the organism in Eukaryota, Metazoa, Chordata, Actinopteri, Cypriniformes, Xenocyprididae. Gene Ontology annotation, molecular function: structural constituent of eye lens. The coding region runs from base 170 to 700 and encodes 176 amino acids. The transcript has 3 exons. The record is from RefSeq and is a predicted model, not a curated record.
UUAGAGAAAUGAAUAAUGGGAAAGGUCUGUGACGUUUUCAAAGGUAAACUCUAGUCUCUGUGACGUGCCUCUGGCAGCAGCACGUAUACAUUUGUAGAAGAGUAUAAAAGGUCCACCAGGACCUCUAUGACAGUACGGCAGAACGGCGCGGACAUCCUGCUCUGCAAGCAUGGGAAAGAUCAUCUUUUACGAAGGCCGCAACUUCCAGGGGCGCUCCUAUGAGUGCUCCUCUGACUGCUAUGAUACCUACAGUCACUUCAACUGCUGCAACUCCAUCCGGGUCAUGGGAGGUCACUGGGUGGGGUACGAGAAGCCCAACUAUAUGGGGUAUCAGUACGUCCUGGGCCGUGGGGAGUAUCCUGACUUUCACCACUGGAUGGGCUUCAACAAUUGUAUCAGAUCUUGUCAGAUGUUCCCCCCAUACAGAGGAGCCUACCGCAUGAGAAUCUACAACAGACCUGAUAUGUACGGACACAUGAUGGAAUUCACAGACGACUGCCCCAAUGUCUACGACCGUUUCGGCCACCACGGCAUCUACUCCUGUAACUGUAUGGAGGGCUUCUGGAUCUUUUACGAGCACCCCAACUACAGAGGCCGUCAGUACUUCCUGAGGCCCGGAGAGUACAGAGCUUGCAUGGAAUGGGGUUGCAUGAAUCCCAUGAUUGGCUCCUUUAGGAGAAUGAGGAGCAGUUUAAUGUAAAAGCGGUCCUUUUUUAUUCCCAUUAAAGACAUUAAAACUAUUUAAAACA